AUGAAAAAGACUGAAGAAAAAGGAGUUCCAGAUGAAAUGAAAGGAAAAGACAAGAUAAUUUUUGGAAAUAUUCAUCAGAUUUAUGACUGGCACAGGAAUUACUUCUUGGCGGAAUUGGAAAAAUGUCUGCAGCAACCAGAAUAUUUGGCAAAAAUCUUCAUCAAGCAUGAAAGGCGUUUAGGCAUGUACGUGGUGUACUGCCAAAACAAGUCGAAAUCUGAGUACCUUUUGGUUGAAAAUGAUGCCUACUUUGAGGACAUAAAACUGGAUUUGAAUGAGAAAUUUAGUCUGAGUGACUAUCUCAUCAAACCUGUACAGAGAAUAACUAAGUACCAGCUGUUGCUCAAGGACUUCUAUAAAUACAGUGAGAAAGCUGGGUUCGACUGUUCUGAAAUUGCGAAAGCUGUUGAUGUGAUGUUCCUGGUGCCAAAACGCUGCAAUGAUAUGAUGAAUUUGGGAAGACUUAGUGGGUUUAAUGGCAAACUCACAGCACAAGGCCAGUUGCUACGACAAGAUACAUUUCUUGUGACAGAACAAGAUUCUGGAGUUCUGUCCCGAAGUAAGGAACGGCGAGUCUUUCUCUUUGAGCAGAUUCUAAUCUUCAGUGAACUUCUGGACAGGGAUUCCUCUACGCCGAGAUAUCAGUUUAAGAAGAGCAUUAAGAUGAAUAACCUGAACAUUGACAAUAAUGCGAACAAUGAAUUCUAUAAAUUUGCUCUGACAUCCACUGGAACCUCUGAGCGGUUGAUCUUACAGGCACCAAACAAAGAAAUCUAUGAAGCAUGGGUUUGUGAUAUCAACAAAGCGCUUGACCUUCAAAAGAACUUGCUGACUGCACUGCAAUCACCGAUCGAGUACCAGAAGAAACAGUUUCCAGAUGUUUUCAACAAACCAAAGUGAGAAGAUUAUUCCAAUCCAGCCUCGCACCAGAGACCUCUAAAAGUUUUGAGAGGUGAUAAUGUAAUGAAUAUUAUGAGCACAGUUGGGCAUUUGAAAUAUAACUGUUGUCCCCUGCCACCACCACCUUGUAAGAUGGUUCAGUUAACAGCAAUUAGCCAUUGGACAGGCUGUACUUCUACUGAGUUUUAAAUAAAUAGGAUGCAUCACAAUUAAAUCAUUACAUAUUUUAACAGUAUCAGUGCCUAUUUGCAUCAUCGGUAAUCUGCAGAUUUCACCAAAGUUAAAUAACUUAUCAGGUAAAUACAUCUAGUGUAUUGAUUACAUUUACAGAUAAGGCUAGUGUGACUUGUUCGGUGGAAGUCAUCAUCUGCACUUUUCGAUUUGAUAAACACAAGAUUCUGCAGAUGCUGGAAAUCCAGAACAACACACAAAAAAUGCUGGAGGAACUCAGUAGAUCAGGCAGCAACUAUGGAAAUGAAUAAACGUUCGACA
Molecule: messenger RNA, 1392 nt
Organism: Mobula hypostoma (lesser devil ray)
Lineage: Eukaryota; Metazoa; Chordata; Chondrichthyes; Myliobatiformes; Myliobatidae
Product: kalirin-like
Exons: 9
Coding region: 1-900 (299 amino acids)
Biological process (GO): axon guidance; intracellular signal transduction
Cellular component (GO): postsynaptic density; cytoplasm; extrinsic component of membrane
Molecular function (GO): guanyl-nucleotide exchange factor activity
Source: RefSeq, a predicted model, not a curated record